Molecule: messenger RNA, 480 nt
Organism: Nylanderia fulva
Lineage: Eukaryota; Metazoa; Arthropoda; Insecta; Hymenoptera; Formicidae
Source: RefSeq, a predicted model, not a curated record
AAGGCACCUUUAUACGUUUGUGGUAUAAAAUUCUAUAUUGAACUCACCAGUUCUAGUGCAGCUACAAAGAACAAACCUCGAGUUUCGCGAGGGGCCUCGACGGAGAGAAAGAGAAAGAGAGAGGGGCCCUUCGAAGCCCUUCGUUGAUUUGACGUUUCUACAAAGUCGAGGCGGAUCAGCUACGCGUCGUCGUUAAGAACGAUGGCGGGUUCGGCUCUCAGACGACUGAUGGCUGAGUACAAACAGCUAACCUUGAAUCCACCGGAGGGCAUCAUCGCCGGCCCGAUUAACGAGGAGAACUUCUUCGAAUGGGAGGCUCUCAUCACUGGACCAGAAGGAACAUGCUUUGAAGGUGGAGUGUUUCCAGCGAAAUUAAUAUUUCCACCGGAUUAUCCACUAAGUCCACCAAAGAUGCAAUUCACCUGUGAAAUGUUUCAUCCUAAUAGUAAGUUACUGCGCUAUUAAAAUUAUGAUGCUUAU